UUCUGGGGUUUGCAGGGGUACAUAUUACAGGGGUUGGUGGGUGAGCUACAGACAAAAUUAUUUCUAACGACACAACCAGCGUCAACACCUCUUCAACCUUAAACCCGCCACAUACAAACACCAACAAGAUGCCGAUUACAAUAUUACAACCGGCAGCCGUCCCGGUUCACGGUCCCAGAGACCCCAGCUACGACUCCGACUCGGAUUCAGAAGGAGGGGUAGAUUUAGAAGGCGACAUCUCCAUGCGCCCAACCAAACGAGCUCGAAGGACAGACGACAACUCGAUCGUGACCCCGGGCGAAAUAAUCACAGAAGAUCCGCAAUGGAUGCGCGGCCACGGCACAUACACAACCGCCGACCCCCCCGCCAUAAAAUCCUCCGUGGCCGGGACCCUCUCCAAAACCAACAAGCUCCUCUCCGUGCGGCCCCUACGCGCGCGAUACACUCCCGAGAUCGGCGACCUCGUAGUCGGCCGCAUAGUCGAAGUACAAGCGAAACGGUGGCGCGUCGACGUCGGCGCCUCGCUUCUCGCACAGCUGCCCCUCAGCGCCGUGAACCUCCCCGGCGGGAUACAACGACGGCGCACCGAGACCGACGAGCUGCAGAUCCGGACCUUUUUCUCCGAGGGCGAUUUGCUGGUCGCUGAGGUGCAGCAGUUAUACGGAGACGGCGGCGCCGUGCUGCAUACGCGCAGCUUACGCUUCGGGAAGCUGCGGAAUGGGGUGUUUAUGGCUGUGAGCGGGACGGGAGGAGGCGGUGGUGUGGUGCGUGCGAAGCGGCAGACGUUUAUUUUGGAUAUAAGUCGUGCGGCUGGGGAUACGGAUCGGAUUGAUGUGGUGUUGGGCGUGAAUGGGUAUAUCUGGAUAAGCAAGCAUGUUGAUGGCGAGGGAGCUGCGGCGGAGGGCACGGGACCGGGUAUUACGCGGAUUGAGGAGAGCGUGGGGUUGAAUGUUUACUCGAGCCAGAAUGACUCGAUAUCCGCGCCUACAAUGCGGGAGAUUGCGCGGGUGAGAGGGGUUGUGAAUGCGUUGGUCGAGAAUGGCCUACGUGUUGACGAGGAGAUGGUGGUUGCUGGCUACCAUGAAGCUGUGGAGAUGGCGAGGGCGGAUGGUGAUGGUGAGGAGACGCUGUAUCUCGGGGGUGAGAGGGGCAAGAGGCUGGCUGUUACGCUUACAGGCCGGUAAGGACUGUCUGCGGCAAAGAGGCCAUGGAAAGACUUAAUGCUCUACAGGAAUAGGUUUAAUACAAGAUAACCUAUGGAAAGGAGACUGAUGCAUCCUAACCUCUAGCUAGCAGAUCCAUAUCAAAUAAAGAGCAAAAUACCA
Molecule: messenger RNA, 1325 nt
Organism: Annulohypoxylon maeteangense
Lineage: Eukaryota; Fungi; Ascomycota; Sordariomycetes; Xylariales; Hypoxylaceae
Product: putative 3
Exons: 2
Coding region: 129-1184 (351 amino acids)
Biological process (GO): exonucleolytic trimming to generate mature 3'-end of 5.8S rRNA from tricistronic rRNA transcript (SSU-rRNA, 5.8S rRNA, LSU-rRNA); U4 snRNA 3'-end processing; nuclear polyadenylation-dependent rRNA catabolic process
Cellular component (GO): nuclear exosome (RNase complex); cytoplasmic exosome (RNase complex)
Molecular function (GO): RNA binding
Source: RefSeq, a predicted model, not a curated record